UGAGAACAACAACUUUUUCUUUAUUUUAUUAUACUUUAACAGUCCAAAAUGAGCACCAAAUUGUGGACAGAGGAGCAGUUUAAUUGCCCGGUUUGCUUGGACCUCCCGAACGAUCCUGUGACGAUACCAUGUGGGCACAGCUACUGCAUGGCGUGUAUUAAGGAUUACUGGAGCAAAGACGACCCUAAAGGCAUCUACAGCUGCCCGCAAUGUCGUCAAACAUUUUGCCCCAAGCCUCCCUUAUCCAGGAACACCAUGCUGGCCGAGGCCGUGGAGCAAUUACGCAAAGGCGGGAUGAAAAAGGACGUGCGUGACUCAAUGAGGAGCGUAAGGAGCGUAACAUCAGUGGCUUCGACUAAAUCCAAAUUGUCUUCUUCAGCUGUGCCUUGCGAUAUGUGCAAAGGAAAGCAACGAGCGGCGGUGAAAAGCUGUCUAGUCUGCAUGAGCUCUUAUUGCGAGUCUCAUUUGAAGCCGCACCAGACGCAGAAGGCGCUAAAACAGCACGAGCUCGCGCCGAUCGGGAAUUUGGCAGAGAAAAUCUGCACAGCGCACAAGUAUCUCCAGGAGUUUUACUGUAGACCGUGCAAAAUGUUCGUGUGUUGGUUGUGCACGAGCAAUCAGCAUAAAGGCCACGAGUGUGUGUCUACCAAAGCGGAAAGGAUGGAGAAACAGAAAGUAUUUGGAGACCUUCAGGCAGAAAACUCACAGCGGUUGAAAGAAAGAGAGCAGGAGCUGAAAGAAAUGAAGAACAUGAUGGAGGGAGUCAAGCGGUCAGUAGACAGAGCGUUCAGUGACACAGAGCAGACCCUCACAGAGCUUCAGAAGUCUGUGGAGAGGCUUCAGGACCUUCUGGAGGACAUGAUGGACCAGGCCAACAGGGAGAAGAUGGGACAGGCCCAGGAGGUGGUGCAGAGUCUGGAGGCUGAAAUACAAGAGCUACGAAGACGAGAAACUGAAAUGAAAGAUCUGUCCCGCACUGAGGAUCAUAUUCACUACCUGCAGACCUAUGAGUCCAUGUGCAGCCCCCUGGAGACCGGAGACCUCCCCACUGUCCACGUGAACCACGAGGCGUCCUUUGAGCCCAUACGAGACACAGUCCUGGACCUGAGGGAGAAAGUGGAGGACCUGUGCAACCAAGAACUGGGCAAGAUCAGCAAACAAGUCAAUGACACAACCCUGUUCACACUCGGAACGAAUCGCGGCGGCACAAAAGGAGCCAUUUUGAAACUAUUUUCGGGUCUGGGGAAUCGCUCAAAUAAUCGCUCCCCUGGAUCCACCCCCAGUCUGACAUCUGGAGCGAGAAGUGGAGAAAGACGAGGAAUAGGUUUGGGGAGCAAAUUUCCAGAUGUGAGAAACAGAGACACACCACGUGGGAACAGUUCACCCCGACUGAGAGACAGACUGAGAGGACACGAGCGAGAAUCAGUGCGUGAGACCAACUCCACACUGAGUCCAAGUACGAGGUCCAGUCCAACCCCGAGCCGGAGAGAGUCCAGAGAGUCCCGGUCUCUGUGGAGCAGGUCCAGUUCCCAGAGCCUGACAGUGCCCUCCGCUGGGCCAACGCACAACUCCACCCCACAAUCACAGCCUGCGCAAACUGGCCCACAAGCUGCUACUCCUGCCCCUAGUGGAGGUUUCAGUCGUAUGGCGUCGAUUACCAGCAUCUUCCGAUCUCGCCGUGGGACCAACCAGGCAACUCCAGCCUCAGACAACUCAUUUGGAGGUGGAAUGACGACUGUGCCUGAAUCACCAAUAGAAGUGAACCCAGGCCUCUUCUUGGACGAUUCUCCUGUUCCAGAAACAAUGAACUACGGUGCAGUCUUUCCUGGUUUGAGAGAAAUCAGUAUUGACAGUAUCCAGGCCCCGGAGCCACGAUCCAGAGAGGAGUUUCUACAAUAUGCUGUAUCUUUAACUCUUGACCCAAACACAGCCCAUAAACGAUUGGUCCUCUCCGAAAACAACACCAAAGCCAGUCUCCAGGCCUCGGCCCAACCUUACCCCGAUACCCCCCAACGAUUCGACGGAUGGACCCAGGUUCUGUGCCAGUCCGCCCUCUUCUCCUCCCGCAGCUAUUGGGAGGUAGAAUGGAGAGGCAGGGGGUCCUCUGUAGGGGUAGUCUACGGCUCGAUAUCGCGCAAAGGAGCCGACGCCAGAUCCGGACUUGGUUACAACGCCCAAUCUUGGACUCUGGAGCUGUCGGACACCUGCUGCUCCGCCAUGCACGACAACCAAAAGAAAGAUAUCCCGGUUACGUAUUCGCCCAGAGUUGGCAUAUUUGUGGAUACUUCCGGGGGUUUGUUGUCGUUUUACAGCGUGGCGGAUAAUAUGACGCUUUUGCACUCGUUUAGGGCGAAUUUUACCCAGCCGCUGUACCCCGCGUUUGGGGUCGGGAGCGGAGUCGGCGUGGGGUUAGAUUUCGCUCUGGGGCAGUUUAGUUCGAGCACAGAUAGCAUUAAAAUCUGUGCAACGUGAAAAAAAACCCCAACAUAACAGCAACUAGUUUUGGCAGUCUUAUAGUUAAAGGUGCACUGU
This is a messenger RNA of Boleophthalmus pectinirostris (great blue-spotted mudskipper), 2532 nucleotides long. RefSeq names its product tripartite motif containing 25, like (gene trim25l). NCBI's taxonomy places the organism in Eukaryota, Metazoa, Chordata, Actinopteri, Gobiiformes, Gobiidae. The record is from RefSeq and is a predicted model, not a curated record. Gene Ontology annotation, molecular function: protein binding; zinc ion binding.